AUGACAACAAGCACAGCAAGUAACAACGGCAGUCAGCCCCGACAAGCUGAGAAGCCAACCGUCUCCAAGCCAGGCUCGGUAGCCGGCAGCUCCUCCAACACGGCCAACGCGGACGCCGUCAAGCCCAAGCAGCCCGACAACAGCAGCGACAGCAGCGACGCCGUCGCUGAUGAGUCCCACGAAGUUAUGCUCAAGCCCGUGGGGCUGUUCGCGCUGUUCCGCUUCGCAACGCCGUUUGAGCGCUUGCUCAACUUCAUCGGGCUGGUGAUCGCCGCCGCGGCCGGCGCGACCCUCCCAGUCAUGACCAUCAUCUUUGGCAAGCUCACGACGGCCUUUACCAACUUUGCCAUCAUCUCGUCGCAGAUCCACGCCGAGGGCUCCAACGCCGACGUCGAGGCGGCGCUCGAAGCCGCCAGGCACCACCUGAAGAAGGAGGCAGGCAACAGCGCCAUCUACCUCAUGGUCAUCGGCAUCGGCAUGUUCGCGACGACGUACGCGUACAUGCUGAUUUGGAACUACACCUCCGAGGCACAGGGCAAGCGUAUCCGCGAGCGCUACCUCCGCGCCGUGCUGCGCCAGGACAUUGCCUGGUUUGACCAGAUGGGCGCUGGCGAGGUGGCGACCCGCAUCCAGACCGACUGCCACUUGGUGCAGGCGUCCAUCAGCGAGAAGAUUGCAAUCACCAUCCAGCACGUCUCGACGUUUAUCGCGGGCUUUGUCGUCGCGUACGCGCGCCAGCCGCGCCUCGCCGGUGUGCUCACCACCAUCCUCCCCGUCAUCAUUGUCGCAGGCGGCGCCAUGGGAUACUUUGAAUCAAAGUACCAGACUGUCGCGCUCCACUGCGUGUCCAAGGCUGGCACGAUCGCCGAGGAGGUCAUCUCGAGCAUUCGCACAGUACAGGCGUUCGCGACGGGCAAGCUCCUCGGGGAACAGUUCAACAAGAAGAUCGAGGGCAGCCGCAAGGCCGGCGUGACCGGCGCGUCGCGCGAAGCCGCUUCCCUCUGCGUCAUGUUCUUCGCCGUCUACGCAGCCUACGCCCUCGCGUUCGUCUACGGCGGCCGCAUGGUCGAGUCGGGCAAGACGGACAGCGGCGCCAUCCUCAACGUCUUCUUCGCCAUCCUCAUCGGCUCCUUCUCCAUCGUCAUGAUCGCGCCCGAGAUGCAGUCCAUCUCCAAGGGCCGUGCGGCUGCCGCCAAGCUGUUCGAGACAAUCGACCGUAUCCCGGAAAUCGACUCGGCCAACGACGGCGGCGAGCGCCCCGCGAGCAUCGAGGGCACGCUCACCUUCGACGACGUCAAGUUCCACUACCCCUCGCGCCCGGACGUCCCGGUGCUCAAGGGCCUCUCGACCGUCUUCGAGGCCGGCAAAACCUGCGCGCUCGUCGGCGCGUCGGGCAGCGGCAAGUCGACAGUCAUCCAGCUGCUCGAGCGCUUCUACGACCCCAUCGCCGGGCGUAUCCUCCUCGACGGCCGCGACAUCCGCACCCUCAACCUCAAGUGGCUGCGCCAGCAGAUCGGCCUCGUGUCCCAGGAGCCGACGCUGUUCGCGACCACUGUCCGCGGCAACGUCGAGCACGGCCUCAUCGGGUCCAAGUGGGAGCAUGCGAGCGACGCCGAGCGCUUCGAGCUGGUCAAGAAGGCGUGCGUCGCCGCCAAUGCCGACGGGUUCAUCUCCAAGCUGCCAAAGGGGUACGACACGAACGUUGGCGAGCGCGGCAUGCUGCUCUCCGGAGGGCAGAAGCAGCGCGUGGCUAUUGCCCGCGCGAUCGUCUCCAACCCGGUUAUUCUCCUGCUUGACGAGGCCACCUCCGCGCUCGACGGUCAAAGCGAGCGCGUGGUACAGGAUGCGCUUGACCGCGCGUCGGUCGGCCGCACGACCAUCGUCAUUGCCCACCGCCUCGCGACGGUCAAGAACGCCGACAAGAUCCUCGUCAUGGGCGGCGGCGAGAUCAUCGAGCAGGGCACGCACAACAGCCUGCUCGAGGACGAGCACGGCGCGUACUUCAAGCUCGUGACCAACCAGAAGCUGCAGCAGGAAGCCGCCGACCACAUGGCACAGACGUACGACGAGGACGGCGAUUCGAUCGACGAGGUCGACAAGAUCCAGCCCGUGCCCGGCUCACCUGUCUCUGAGAAGGUCUCGCUCCACCGCCAUGUCACCGGCCGCUCGAUCGCGUCCCAGAUCCUCGAACAGCGCCGCGCCGAGCGCGACGCCUUCUCGUCCCCGUACGACCGCAAGGGCUUCUUCGCGCUCUUCGGUCGGCUGCUCAAGCUCAAUGGCCCCCACUGGCGGUGGUACGUCGGCGGCGUCGCUGGCUCCGUGGCCAGCGGCAUGGUGUUCCCCGGUAUGGCGAUCCUGUUCGGCAAGACCAUGGCCAACUUUGAGCUGCCGCGCGACGAGAUCCGCCCUGUGCUCGACCGCAAGGCGCUGUGGUUCUUCAUCAUUGCCAUCCUUGCCGCCAUCGCCAUGUUCUUCAACUACUGGUGCUUCUCCACCACUGGAUGGGAACUCGCGACGACGCUGCGCAAGCGGCUCUUCGCCGCGGUCGUGCGCCACGACAUUGAGUGGUUUGACGAGGAGCAGAACGCCACGGGCACCGUCACGUCCAACAUUGCCGACCAGCCACAAAAGGUCCAAGGCCUGUUCGGCGUCACUCUCGGGUCCAUCCUGCAGGCGUUCGUCACACUCGUCGGCGGCGCAAUCGUCGGUCUCGCAUACGCACCGCUCCUGUCUCUGAUUGGUAUCGCCUGUGUCCCCCUCAUCGUGGGGAGCGGGUACAUCCGCCUGCGCGUCGUCGUGCUCAAGGACGAGCAGACCAAGAAGUGGCACGCGAGCAGCUCGCAGAUGGCGUCCGAGGCCGCAGCCUCGGUCCGCACCGUCGCGUCGCUCACGCGCGAGGACGACGUGGAGAAGAUCUACGGCGAGGCGCUGCAGGAGCCGAUGCGUAUCUCGAACCGAACCGCGUUCCGCUCGCAGGCGCUCUACGCAGCCUCGCAGGGCAUCGUGUUCCUGGUCAUCGCGCUCGUUUUCUACAUUGGCGCGCUGUGGAUCGCGAGCGGCCGCCUCACCACCGCGACGUUCUUCACGUCCCUCAUGGGCGUCAUCUUCGCCGCCAUGGAGGCGGGCGACAUCUUCCAGUACGUCCCCGAUGCGUCCAAGGCCGGCUCGUCGGCCCGCUCCAUCUUCCGCGUCAUCGACAACGUGCCCACCGUCGACGCCGACUCGACCGACGGCAUCGUCCUCAACCCCGCCGAGGUGCGCGGACACCUCACCCUCAACAAUGUUCACUUCCGAUACCCCUCCCGCCCCGACGUGCGCGUACUGCGCAACUGCUCGAUCGACAUCCCGGCAGGCAAGUACGUCGCGCUCGUCGGCCCGUCAGGCUGUGGCAAGUCGACGUCCAUCCAGCUCAUCGAGCGCUUCUACGACCCGCUCGCCGGCAGCGUCACCCUCGACGGCGUCGAUAUCCGCACGCUCAACGUCGCGAGCUACCGCUCCCAGAUCGCGCUCGUGUCCCAGGAACCAACCCUCUACUCUGGCAGCGUGCACUUCAACAUUCUCCUCGGCCACCCGCAGCCCGACACCGUGUCAGACGAGCAGCUCAAGCAGGCGUGCCUCGACGCCAACAUUCUCGAGUUUAUCGAGUCGUUGCCCGAGGGCUUUGACACGGAAGUCGGCAGCAAGGGCGGUCAGCUCAGCGGAGGCCAGAAGCAGCGCAUGGCCAUCGCGCGCGCGCUCGUGCGUAACCCCAAGGUGCUGCUCCUCGACGAGGCGACCGCCGCGCUCGACAGCAACUCUGAGCGCGUGGUCCAGGCGGCGCUGGAUAACGCGUCCCUCGGACGCACGGUCGUCGCCAUCGCCCACCGCCUCAGCACGAUCCAAAACGCCGACAUGAUCUACUUCAUCAACGAGGGGACGGUCGUCGAGCGCGGCACGCACGCCGAGCUGCUCGCCCUCAAGGGAGCGUACUACGAGCUGGUGCAGAUGCAGAACCUCAGCCGUGUAGACUAG
Messenger RNA from Vanrija pseudolonga, 4011 nucleotides. Its product is annotated as Sophorolipid transporter. The transcript has 5 exons. Gene Ontology annotation, cellular component: membrane. NCBI's taxonomy places the organism in Eukaryota, Fungi, Basidiomycota, Tremellomycetes, Trichosporonales, Trichosporonaceae. Gene Ontology annotation, biological process: transmembrane transport. The coding region runs from base 1 to 4011 and encodes 1336 amino acids. The record is from RefSeq and is a predicted model, not a curated record. Gene Ontology annotation, molecular function: ATP binding; ABC-type transporter activity; ATP hydrolysis activity.